CCAGCGCCGGGCCGCGCGCUGAGAGUCCGCGUCUCGCGAACGCGCCGGGAGCGUCCUCAGACCCAGGAGCGCGCCCCGCGGAUGACAACAAAUUCGUCGCGCCGCUGCGGUGUUGUCCGCCUCAGCCCCUGCCGCCUCCCGGCGCGCUGUCUUGCCCCCUUGCCCUGUGCCGACUAGGAUCCCCGCGGAAGCCCCCGGGUCUGGGGCGACGGGAGCUCCUCUGUCUUGUCCCCGCCAGGCCCAGCGCGAGCGGAGCCAGCGAUGGGGUCGCCCUGAGGGACGCCUGGCGCCGUGAGGGCAUGGAGGGGCCACCGCGGGCUUAGGCCCCGCCGCCGCGGCCUGGGGACGCCGGCCGGGACCCUAGGCCCCGCCGCCGCGGCCUGCAGCCAGAGCCUGGGCCCCGAGGCCCGAGCCGCCGCCGCCCGCAGCCCCCGCCGGCCCAGCUGCCAGCCCUCAUCAUGCCUUGGCCAUUUUCCGAGUCCAUCAAGAAGAGGGCCUGUCGCUACCUCCUGCAGAGGUACCUGGGCCACUUCCUGCAGGAGAAGCUGAGCCUGGAGCAGCUCAGCCUGGACCUGUACCAGGGCACCGGGUCCCUCGCCCAGGUUCCCUUGGACAAAUGGUGUCUCAAUGAGAUCCUGGAGUCAGCAGAUGCGCCUUUAGAAGUCACUGAAGGAUUCAUACAGUCAAUUUCUCUGUCAGUUCCAUGGGGCUCCUUGCUACAGGAUAAUUGUGCACUGGAAGUGAAAGGGUUAGAAAUGGUCUUUCGACCUAGACCUCGCGUAGCAACUGGUUCCGAACCUAUGUAUUGGUCAAGUUUCAUGACGAGCAGUAUGCAAUUGGCAAAAGAAUGUCUUAGCCAGAAACUGACAGAUGAACAAGGAGAAGGAUCCCAGCCUUUUGAAGGACUUGAAAAGUUUGCUGAAACCAUUGAAACAGUACUAAGAAGAGUAAAAGUCACUUUUAUAGACACUGUCUUGAGAAUUGAACAUGUGCCAGAAAAUUCCAAAACUGGAACUGCACUUGAAAUUCGAAUAGAAAGAACUGUAUAUUGUGAUGAAACUGCUGACGAGUCCUCAGGAAUAAAUGUACAUCAACCCACAGCUUUUGCUCACAAAUUACUUCAGCUCUCUGGAGUGUCUCUCUUCUGGGAUGAGUUUUCUGCAUCAGCAAAAUCUUCCCCAGUGUCUUCAGCUGCACCAGUGGAAACUGAGCCAAAGCUGUCACCUAGCUGGAAUCCCAAAAUUGUGUAUGAGCCACACCCACAACUAACGAGAAAUUUGCCAGAGGUAGCACCCUCUGACCCAGUGCAGAUUGGAGGGCUGGUUGGUAGGUUGGAGUUGAGUCUCACUUUGAAACAGAAUGAAGUACUUCCUGGAGCUAAGUUGGAUAUUGAUGGACAGAUAGACUCUAUUCAUCUAUUCCUGUCACCAAGGCAGGUACACUUGCUUUUGGAUAUGUUAGCAGCUGUUGCUGGACCAGAAAAUUCUAGCAAAAUAGGGUUAGCUAAUAAAGAUAGAAAAAAUCGACCCAUGCAGCAGGAAGACGAAUAUCGAAUUCAGAUGGAAUUAAAUCGGUAUUAUUUGAGAAAAGAUUCCCUCUCUGUGGCUGUAUCUUCAGAGCAAAGCUUUUAUGAGACAGAAACAGCUCGUACACCUUCUAGCCGUGAGGAAGAAGUUUUCUUCUCCAUGGCUGAUAUGGACAUGUCCCAUAGUCUUUCUUCUCUUCCACCCCUUGGGGAUCCCCCAAAUAUGGACCUUGAAUUAUCGCUAACUAGUACAUAUACAAAUACCCCAGCAGGAUCUCCAUUAAGUGCUACUGUGCUUCAGCCAACAUGGGGAGAUUUCCUUGAUCAUCAUAAAGAACCGCCAGUGAGAGGGUCCACAUUGCCAUCCAACCUAGUUCACUCGGCACCUUUACAGAAGACCUCUCUCCCAUCUAGAUCUGUUUCAGUGGAUGAAUCCAGGCCUGAACUUAUUUUUAGACUAGCUGUGGGAACUUUUUCAAUCUCUGUGCUUCACAUUGAUCCUUUAUCUCCACCUGAAACGUCAUUGAACCUUAAUCCAUUGACACCCAUGGCGAUAGCUUUCUUUACUUGUAUAGAAAAGAUUGAUCCAGCAAGAUUUUCAACAGAAGAUUUUAAGUCUUUCCGAGCAGUAUUUGCAGAAGCUUGCUCACAUGAUCACCUUAGGUUUAUAGGUACUGGCAUCAAAGUAUCCUAUGAACAAAGACAAAGAUCAGCCUCCCGAUAUUUUAGUACUGACAUGUCCAUUGGGCAAAUGGAACUUUUGGAGUGCCUGUUUCCGACUGAUUUUCAUUCUGUUUCUCCCCACUAUACAGAGCUUUUAAUGUUCCAUUCCGAAGAACGAACUGAUUCCCACCCCCCUGUGUGUCUUCAGCUUCAUUAUAAGCAUUCUGAGAAUAAAGGACCCCAGGGUAAUCAAGCAAGGCUUAGUUCCGUGCCUCAGAAGGCAGAAUUACAAAUUAAAUUAAAUCCAGUGUUUUGUGAGCUGGAUAUCAGUAUUGUGGACAGGUUAAAUUCUUUGCUUCAACCACAGAAACUUACUACAGUGGAGAUGAUGGCGUCUCACAUGUAUACUUCAUAUAAUAAGCAUAUUAGUCUGCACAAGGCUUUCACUGAAGUAUUUCUAGAUGAUUCACAUAAUCCUGCAAAUUGUCGGAUAUCAGUACAAGUUGCCACACCAGCAUUAAACCUUUCUGUUCGCUUCCCGAUACCUGAUCUUCGAUCAGAUCAAGAAAGAGGACCAUGGUUUAAGAAGUCGCUUCAGAAGGAGAUCCUUCAUUUAUCAUUCACAGAUCUAGAAUUUAAGACUGAAUUCGUAGGAGGAUCAACCCCAGAGCAAAUUAAAUUGGAACUUACCUUUAGAGAACUAGUUGGGUCAUUCCAGGAAGAUAAAGGAGAACCAUCUAUUAAGUUUUUCCAAGUGUCUAGUGGAGUAGAUGGAGAUACAGCAUCAUCAGAUGAUUUUGACUGGCCACGAAUUGUACUGAAAAUAAACCCACCAGCCAUACAUUCCAUUUUGGAGAGAAUAGCAGCUGAGGAGGAAGAAGAGAGUGAUGGCCACUAUCAGGAAGAAGAGGAAGGAGGUGCUCAUUCCCUGAAAGAUGUUUGUGAUCUGAGAAGACCAGCCCCGUCUCCCUUUUCUUCUCGAAGAGUAAUGUUUGAAAAUGAGCAGAUGGUGAUGCCUGGAGACCCUGUAGAAAUGACAGAGUUUCAGGAUAAAGCAAUUAGCAACUCUCACUAUGUGCUGGAACUUACGUUACCCAAUAUUCAUUUAACACUACCCAAUAAAGGCUUUUAUGAGAAGCUUUAUAAUAGGAUUUUUAAUGACUUGCUGCUGUGGGAACCAACAGCUCCUUCACCAGUGGAGACAUUCGAAAAUAUUUCUUAUGGUAUUGGGCUCUCAGUAGCCAGUCAGCUGAUUAAUACCUUCAACAAAGAUAGUUUUAGUCAAUUUAAAUCAACAGUACACUAUGAUGAGGAAAGUGGAUCUGAAGAGGAGACUUUGCAGUAUUUUUCUACUGUUGAUCCCAACUAUCGUUCCCGUAGGAAAAAAAAACUAGACUCUCAGAACAAGAACUCGCAGAGUUUUCUCUCAGUUCUUCUGAGUACUAAUCAUGGAUUAAUGUCAGUUUUUACAGAGGUAAAGCAAGAUAAUGGAGAUCUGUUGGAAAACAAGCAUGGUGAAUUCUGGUUAGAGUUCAACGGUGGUUCCUUAUUUUGUGUGACCAGAUAUGAAGGUUUUGAUGACAAGCACUACAUCUGCCUUCAUUCUAGCAGUUUCAGUCUGUACCACAAAGGCAUAGUGGAUGGAGUGAUUCUUCCUACAGAAACACGACUGCCCAGUUCUACCCGCCCACAUUGGUUGGAACCUACUAUUUAUUCCUCUGAAGAAGAUGGCCUCAGUAAAGUUUCUUCAGAUGGUGUUGGAGGAGACGCUAUGAAUAUGCUUUCUGUUGCAGUUAAAAUAUUGUCUGAUAAAUCCGAAUCCAAUACAAAGGAAUUUCUCAUUGCUGUAGGACUGAAAGGAGCCACUCUCCAGCACAGAAUGCUUCCUUCUGGGCUUAGCUGGCAUGAGCAGAUUUUAUACUUCUUGAAUAUUGCUGAUGAGCCUGUUCUGGGAUAUAAUCCUCCAACUUCAUUUACAACUUUUCAUGUUCAUCUCUGGAGCUGUGCCCUUGAUUAUAGGCCUCUUUCUCUGCCCAUCCGAUCUCUUCUCACUGUGGAGACUUUCAGCGUUUCUAGCAGUGUGGCCUUGGACAAGUCAUCUUCUACUCUCAGAAUAAUUUUGGAUGAAGCUGCUUUACAUCUGUCUGACAAGUGUAAUACUGUCACUAUAAAUUUGAAUAGAGAUUAUGUUCGUGUGAUGGAUAUGGGGCUUUUGGAAUUAACCAUAACUGCGGUGAAGUCUGAUUCUGAUGGAGAGCAAACUGAGCCACGCUUUGAGUUACACUGUUCCAGUGAUGUUGUCCAUAUCAGGACGUGCUCAGAUUCCUGUGCUGCGUUAAUGAACCUCAUUCAGUACAUUGCAAGCUAUGGGGACUUACACGCAGCCAACAAGGCGGAGAUGCGGCCUGGAGCUCCUCCAAGAAAGAUGAAGGUAGAUUCCAGUGGUCGAUCAUCCUCACGUGGUCCAGUACUUCCUGAAGCAGAUCAACAAAUUUUACGAGAUUUGAUGAGUGAUGCUAUGGAGGAGAUUGACAUGCAACAAGCUACUUCAUCUGCAAAACCACAAUCUAAUGGUGUUUUGGAUGAAAAAUCUCAAAUUCAGGAGCCGUGUUGUUCAGACCUCUUCCUGUUUCCAGAUGAGAGUGGGAAUGUGUCCCAGGAGCCUGGCCCCACUUAUGCCUCAUUCACUCACCACUUGAUUAGUGAUGCAGUGACAGGUGUGCCCACGGAAAAUGACGACUUCUGCAUUCUUUUUGCACCAAGAGCGACCAUUCAGGAGAAGGAAGAAGAACCAGUUGUAAAAGUAAUGGUUGAUGAUGCAAUUGUGAUCAGAGAGAAUUAUUUUAGUGUGCCUGUUAAGAAGACAGACACAAGCAAAGCCCCGUUACACUUUCCCGUUCCUGUGGUUCGGUACGUUGUUAAAGAAGUCUCUCUUGUUUGGCAUCUUUAUGGAGGAAAAGAUUUUGGAACAGCCCCUCCUACUUCUCCAGCUAAAAGUUAUCAUAGUCCCCACAGUUCCCCUUCUCACACACCCACAAGACAUGGACGUAAUCUGGUAUGUGGGGGAAAAGGAAGAAACCAUGACUUUUUAAUGGAAAUACAGUUAAGCAAGGUGAAGUUUCAGCAUGAGGUCUACCCCCCAUGCAAGCCAGAAUGCAGUUCCAGCCUCUUAGAACACCCAGUCUCCCGGCAGGUGUUCAUCGUGCAGGAUCUUGAAAUUCGAGAUCGCCUGGCAACAUCACAAAUGAAUAAGUUUUUGUACCUGUAUUGCAGUAAAGAAAUGCCUCGAAAAGCUCAUUCCAACAUGUUGACAGUUAAAGCAUUACACGUGCGCCCAGAGUCUGGCAGGUCCCCACAGGAAUGCUGCUUAGGAGUGUCGCUGAUGCCCCUUCGUCUCAAUAUUGACCAGGAUGCCUUGUUUUUCCUGAAAGAUUUCUUCACCAGUCUUUCUACAGAAGUGGAGUUGCUAAUGGCUCCAGAUCCAGAAGUUAAAAGGUCUCCUGGAGCCGAUGUCACCUGCAGUCUGCCAAGGCAUUUAAGCACCUCGAAGGAACCAAAUCUAGUUCUUUCUUUCCCUGGGCCAAAGCUCCCUUCCCAAAAUGGUAGUGCCAAUUCUGUGGAAGUGGUUAAUGGAGAGGAAGAGAAGGACUUCUCAACUGAAGAAGCAUCAUUUACUGAUCAGCCUGUGUUUUUUAGAGAAUUUAGAUUCACAUCGGAAGUUCCUAUUCGACUUGAUUAUCACGGCAAACACGUAUCAAUGGAUCAGGGUACAUUAGCCGGGAUUUUGAUUGGUCUGGCCCAGUUAAACUGCUCUGAACUAAAGCUGAAGAGGCUUUUCUAUCGACACGGUUUGCUAGGUGUUGACAAACUACUCUCAUAUGCAAUCACUGAAUGGCUUACUGACAUUAAGAAGAACCAACUACCAGGAAUCCUAGGAGGUGUUGGGCCUAUGCAUUCACUAGUACAAUUAGUGCAAGGCCUAAAGGACUUGGUCUGGUUACCAAUAGAGCAGUACCGGAAGGAUGGUCGCAUCGUCAGAGGAUUUCAGAGAGGCGCUGCCUCCUUCGGCACCUCAACAGCCAUGGCUGCUCUGGAACUCACCAACAGAAUGGUUCAAACCAUACAGGCAGCAGCAGAGACUGCUUAUGACAUGGUGUCUCCUGGUACCCUUUCUAUCGAGCCCAAGAAGAUCAAAAGGUUUCCUCAUCACCGGUUAGCCCACCAGCCGGUAGACCUGAGGGAAGGCGUGGCCAAGGCCUACAGUGUCGUGAAAGAGGGAAUUACAGACACGGCUCAGACCAUUUAUGAAACUGCAGCUCGAGAGCACGAGAGCAGAGGGGUUACUGGCGCCGUGGGCGAAGUCCUGCGCCAGAUUCCUCCAGCAGUGGUGAAACCUCUGAUUGUUGCCACAGAAGCAACAUCAAACGUGUUAGGUGGCAUGAGAAACCAAAUUAGACCAGAUGUUCGGCAAGACGAGUCACAGAAAUGGCGCCAUGGGGAAGACUGAUGCUUCAGAGGCGGUUCCUUCUGAAGAUAAGGAGGGUGGAGACAAGGAGCAUAGUGGCCCAUUGGCAGCUUUAGAGGGAACUCGUUUAAUUUUAUUUUGCUCAUCUCAGGAACAAAAGCAUUUCUUAGUUAAAUAAUUGAAUAUCGAAAACAACACGCAACCAAACCUCUGGCAUGUUAGGGCUGGCUUGGUACUCGCCUGUAGAAAUGUUUGGUGGCUGGUGUCGAAAGUCCUUAAAGCCUUUGCUGCCAAGUUGGUGGAAUGCUUGCUUUUAUUAAAGUGACUGUGUUCUCCUUGUCGCAGACAAGGUGUCAUUGGAAACCUCCUUUUACAGUACAGAGUGCUAAAAGACAUUUGAACACUUUGAAAGCACUAUUUAUGUGGCUCCAAGGAGUUGAUUUUUCUCAAGGUUUAAAAAGAAUCACAGCUUUGAGACUUUCACUGAGAAUGAGAGAGAGAAGCCACAGGGAGAGCAGAGCAGGCGGGGUGCUCAAUAUAGACAGCGGUGAGGGAAAUAACCUCAUUGUUCGCAUCGUUGCUGCUCGAGAACAGCAUUCUUUCCACGAGCUCAGAAAAUCCUGUGGGAGUUUGAGAAGGUGGAUGUCGCAGACAUGUUCUGUUGUGUUGCACUUUAUCCUCUGUAUGUGUAUGUGUUUUUAGAUUAAUACAAGUCUUGUGCUAUAUUCUUUAUGUAAGGAGGAAGUCUGAAAGUUUUUGGCAAAGGAAGGUAACUCAAAUGUAAUAGCUUUCAUUUAUUUUAAAUGUAAAUGAAAACGUGCAUUCUAUAAUGAACGGGGGCCCAAGAGAUUGUAUGUUCAAUUUUAAGCAGGUGUAGUGCAACUUGUUAGGAAUGUGUGCAAAGGGAGAUUGGAAGUGGUUUUUACUCUAAAAUUAACCAAAAAUCCUCCAAAUAUUCCCUAGUUAACUAUUUCAAAGUACCGUUUUUACUUGCUUAACAAUGUACAUUUUGAUAACCUGUCAGGAAUGAAUAAAGUAUUUUUAUUUAAAGGUAAAAUUGUUUUAUGCUUCCCUGAAUAUUUUGCUUUUCUUAGAGCAUAUUCAUAGAUGCAAUACUAUGAUUUAUCCCAAGAUGCUUGGGAACACUUUCUCAAAAUUGAUUUUGGUUAAUAUCAAGUAAAUCAUUACCUAGGAGUGAGAGGGAAAUUGUUCUCAAAAACCCAAUCCCUGACUGUAGAUUAAUUCAGCAGAAAGAAAACGUAGGACUUUGUAUUCAUCCAUUGUUUAAAACUGCGUGACAUGACUUCUCAUUUUCUAAAGUGGAGGGAGUAUCAUCGAGGUAGAUUUGGAAAAUGAACUACGUUUCAGUUUGGGGUUUGGAAAAUGACGUUGAGUCAGUGUUGUUCUCUAAAGCUCUAAACAAGAAAGCAAUGUAAACCAAAAAUCUGAACAUUUAAAAUGUAUAAAAAUUGUGUUAAAUGGCAUUUAAUUUUCUUUUGUUUCCUUUUAACUGAUGGAAAACUUAAAAGGGCAGUGCCCGGAGGAACUGCCUGUUUAGGCGUCACGGACCACUUGUUACUCUGUCCAGUCCACUGGAGCCCGGAGCCCUCCGUGGGCCCCGAGUCAACACAAGCUCUCGCUGGUUAUUACUGUGAAGGGUCAAGCCUGCCUCUGGGGCCCGUCCUCACUGCCCUGCGCACCGACCCCAGUAUUCUCCUUUUCCUUUACAGUGGAACGUGCUCUGUGUGUUAUCUAUGAUGAUUAAUCAAACUGAAAAAGUUCUUCUCUCUUUAACUUUUACAUAUAUUUCCCAUAGUUAUACUUAGAGCUCGGUUAGGUACAGUAUAGGGAGAAAUAAUCAUCCUCCUGUUCGUAGUCUGAGUUGCAAAUGGUCCCAUCUUUUGACAGAUCAGUUUAUAAACCCCACUUAAACAAAUAGCUUUAUAAUGUAAUCUCCAUGGCUCUUCUCUGUUCUGCCCUCCUGCACCUGCUCUUGAUAGAACCCAUGUUUGGGAACAGAAACCUUGUGUGUCAGAAAGAUUCAGCGUCAGGCUGUAUUCAUUGUCAGUUUAACCAAUAUGCUCUUUACUCGAGGUGUUUCUGUGGAGGACCUAUAUAUAUUUGAAUACUUCUGCAUUAUUAAAUAUCCCUAAUUUUUUCUUUUUUAAAAAUAUCUUUUGUGUUGCAACAACACAGCACAAAGAGUGUUAAGCAUGAUCCUUGGGUUGCCAGAUCUAUAACUUAUCCAGCAGAUGACUUGGCCAAGCCAUUUAAUUUCUCUAAGCCUCAUAAAUGAAGAGUUUCUUCUGACAAAGCCCCACCGAGAUUUUCAGAUGAUUAGGCGUGUGUGCGUGUGUGUAUGUGUGUGUGAAUAAUGGUAUGGGACGUGAUGCUCAGUGGAGUGCCUCGGACCUGUGACACCUCGGACUGGUGGCGUUGUUGAAUGAGAGCUCUCCGCUCACAUCGCACACGGUAGCUGUGGCUCCUUUACGUCCUGGAUCCCGUAGAGGGAUGCGUUUCUGAACGGCCACAGUGCCUGCGCGGUGGACUUUUGAUGUGAUGCUUCUGAAUGGAGUAGACUGCUCGUGUCCAGGUGUUACUGCGUGAGUCCGUGUAGGCAUCUCCCCAAGGAGUCAGGUGAGCAGGCUUGAUCCAGAUCCGGAGCACAUGGUGUUAGCGGAGGGUGUUAGCUCCACCUUACAUCCCAAAUGUAAAGGCAGUGAAGACCAUGGCGAUGUCUUCUCUGGAAGCGGGCUGAUUUGGACCCCGCAGUUUCCCUUCUCGUCUGUCCUAAGAUCGCUCUUACCUACAAGUGAAAUGUCCACUCCACAUUGGCCCUUUGGGAUCUGUGUGAUACACUGUUUCUUCUAGACAUCGUGGCAGUAGACUUUUGCUUUAACAAAAUUUGGGUACAAUUUGGAUUCCCACUUAAGCACAUUUAUUUAACAUCAGUAUUUUUAUAAUGCAAAAUUCACUUUAAGAAAAAAAAAUCUUCCCCUGUAGCAGUGGGCCCAAAAUGGCAAAAAUACUAAAAACCAGUGUUUCCUGCCUCCUGCCGCACGUCACUUCUAAAUGCUAUUAAAGUAUUUCCAGGUUUUAAGGGAAUUCCUUUUACUGUGUUCUGUAGGUUUAGUGCCUCUGUUCAGUUUCCAAACAGCCACAACCACGUCUGCCCUGCGGGGGCUGCUCGUCCAGAGGUGGCAUGUCUCCGCGGGUGUCGUUCGAUUCAGGUUCUCUGACCCCGUGCACUCUCACCAGAGGGACAGACUGCAGGCGGAGCUGAAGUUAAGCAAUUUAAAAUGAGGAAUCCACACUGGUACCGAAUGGUUUCAGCAUUAACAAUUGUCUUAACAUUAAAUUUCGUGUAUGUAAAAAGCUACAUGACUUAAGAGAAAUCAUUUAACUUUGCCUCAGUUUUCUUACACCUGCACUGGGUGUAAUUCUUGAGGAUUGUGGGAAGUGUGGCCGGGCUGGUGUUCUGUAGCGAGCAGUCUUAUUCCCCGUUUCCCUUCACAACCUCCUGAGCUACGUAAGACAUUAGAGAGAAUGUCUAUGAAGUUCUUUAAGUUCCUUGAAAGCAAGGGACUGUGCAACACAAAGAUGCUCUUUUGUAUCUGCAAAUGCAUCAACUGGACAUACCAAUUGGUAUUGAAUGGAAGAAAUCAAAUGUAAAUUUGUGAGUCUUAGGUUAAAAAGGAAAGAUAUUUACAUAGUGUAUAGAUGAUGAAGGAAAAAAAAAGAUUUCUUUCAUUACCAAGAAAUCUUAUUUCUGUUUACUGGAAGAGACAGUCUUUUCAUACAAGAAUGAUCGAGUGCUUUAAUGCCGAUUUUUAUCUCACCAUUUUCAGGAUCAUGCUAGGCACGUUCCCUUUAAUAGACUUUAUAUGCACAGUUGCAAGUCAGCCAGUUUAAAUCAGAGCUAUUUUCCUUUCAUCGUAGUGCCUGCAAAUCAGAGCUAGAAAAGGCAUUCUAACACACCACCAUGAUGGCUGCUUUUGGGACGAGAAAUUUAAGUGAGUUUCAACAAUUCAUAUUUUGCAAUGUCAGCAGUUCUUUAAAACAUAGGUGUUAGAUAUUUUCGCCUCCUAUAACUCUUGGCCCCUUGGUUUCACACACGUUGCUUCACGUAAGCGCCAGUGCUCUCCGCAGAUUCCAAGAACUUGUGAGCGCGAUGUGGGCUCCCCGAUGUCUCUAAUGCCCCGGGUGGUUGGACUAGCAGCCCUCCUGUAAAAAAUGUGUUGACUUUGCUGUUCCACAUGCGUUUUGUACAUAUGAAAUGGCAGCUCCCAAUUUCUAGUCGGAUUUGUCUUACACGGUUUGUAUAGCUUGUCGGUCACACAGGACUAUUUGCUUUGUCACUGCGAAGUUUGGUAGGGGCCCCGAGUUCGCUCUUAGCUUAGUCCCUCCUGACAUGUUGUAGACAUUGAACUGGUGUCACCACAAGUCAAAAGAACAUCCUUGUACACGUUGACUGUCAUUGCUAAGUUUCCCAAUUAAGCUCAUCAUGGAUAUGUGUGAAUACUUUAAGAAUACUGAUGCUGUAUGAAUAUUUUUGUGGAACUGUAACUUGUUAGUCUGAUUAUUUAAAGUAUUAUGAAAUUAAGAAUACGAAAUACUCUUGAAGAAAAUUAAAAUAUUUACCCUUUGGAGUUGACUUGAAA
Messenger RNA from Equus quagga, 11314 nucleotides. RefSeq names its product autophagy related 2B (gene ATG2B). Gene Ontology annotation, biological process: autophagy of mitochondrion; reticulophagy; piecemeal microautophagy of the nucleus. Gene Ontology annotation, cellular component: extrinsic component of membrane; phagophore assembly site. NCBI's taxonomy places the organism in Eukaryota, Metazoa, Chordata, Mammalia, Perissodactyla, Equidae. Bases 459 to 6695 code for a protein of 2078 amino acids. The transcript is spliced from 42 exons. Gene Ontology annotation, molecular function: phosphatidylinositol-3-phosphate binding. The record is from RefSeq and is a predicted model, not a curated record.